AUGGCUUUCUUCCGCGACUUGAUGUCCGCCCUGGUGGUCAGCAUCUUGGUCAGAACGGUUAUUGGCGAGACGACGAAUACGUUGGAUGUGAACCAGCAGAAGGUUUCCGUUACAAAGGAGGGCGGCUCGGCUGCAAGCUCGAGCUCGGCCGACAAUUCGGGCGAGCUCUCCGCAACCUGUCACAAUGCGAUCGCCACCAUGGUUGAGGUGCGCGCUUGUGCGGGCCUGGCCGACAUGGUUCAGAUCCGCAUGGCCACGGAAUCAGUGUCUACCCCAAUCAAGGCUUGGCUGACGAGCAUGUGUAAAGUUGCCGCUUGCAGUCCCGCUUCUCUUCAAUCCGCCACUGAAAAAUUCCUAGCCGGCUGUGCUACCGAGAUCUCAAGUGGAUCGACGGACGCUGAGGCUUUUUACUCUUUACUCACCAACUACAAAACUAUCAGGGCUGGUGCUUGCCUAAACAUUGAAAAAUUGGACUUCUGUGUUUCUGCGUUAGCAGGCCCUUUCAAGAAAUGUGAUGGCCGCAAACGUACAUUAUUUUCAGUCCCCAAGGCGGCCUAUUGUAUUGAGUGUGGAGCAAAGAUACACUCUAACAAUACUACCUUCUGUGAAAAAGGCGACCUCACCGCGAGCCCCGUGCCCAUCAAUCCCAUCCUCGUCGCCCUCCCAGCUCCUAAAGAAGCUCCAAAACCUCAAUCAGUAAAGCGGUCCUAG
Puccinia triticina is the source of this 711-nucleotide messenger RNA. RefSeq lists its product as uncharacterized. The record is from RefSeq and is a predicted model, not a curated record. The coding region runs from base 1 to 711 and encodes 236 amino acids. The transcript is spliced from 4 exons. Lineage: Eukaryota; Fungi; Basidiomycota; Pucciniomycetes; Pucciniales; Pucciniaceae.